Molecule: messenger RNA, 798 nt
Organism: Cyclocybe aegerita
Lineage: Eukaryota; Fungi; Basidiomycota; Agaricomycetes; Agaricales; Hemipholiotaceae
Source: the annotation of a GenBank genome assembly
AUGGUGGUAGUUCUCGCUCUCUUCAUCUUUACGGAUCAGGGGAGUGGGGACGGGCACGGAGGGGAAGUGGGAGACUAUUUCGAGGCAGAGCUCGUCGGGGAGCGCAAGGAGACCUUUGGCGUUCUGCCCACUUGCGAGGAGUUGACUUGCGCGGAGUUUGAUUACUUCACACGCUUUCCCGACGCUCACCGCGACCUCCACCACACUUUCCACUGUCCAGACGCCCACCGUUACUGUCUCUUAAUAACGCGUGCAAAGAUGAUGUUGACGAGAGCAGUUGGUCUGGGCCCGGCCCUCAGGAAGGUGGCAUUCACCCCUAACCUCACGAGGAACCAGGUUAUGCUGCGAAAUAUCGUCGGGAGGAGGUCCAUCCAAGUCCAAUCCUUGCCGCCUUCCGCCAACCUCGAGAUCCUGAACAAGCAACGCCUGAAUCGCCCUAGCAGCCCACACUUCACCAUCUACCAACCUCAGCUUACGUGGCUUGGUUCGAUCGCCAACCGUGUUACUGGGGCUGGUCUCAGCGUCUUGCUCUAUAGCUUCUCUAUAGCCUACCUGAUCGCCCCAGGCACCUUCGACAGCGCACACGUCGUUGAAGUCAUCGCUGGCCUGCCGGAGAGUGUCAAGCACGCCGGCAAGGCCAUCCUUGCCGCUCCUUUCGCCUUCCACUCGCUCAACGGUCUGAGACAUUUGGGCUGGGACCUGGUCAAGUUCAUCACGGUGAAGGGCGCGUACGUUAGCGGAUAUAUUGUACUCGGUGCAACUGCUGUUUCGACAGUUGCCUUGACUUUGUGGAAGUAA